Molecule: messenger RNA, 3745 nt
Organism: Limanda limanda (common dab)
Lineage: Eukaryota; Metazoa; Chordata; Actinopteri; Pleuronectiformes; Pleuronectidae
Product: Krueppel-like factor 6
Exons: 4
Coding region: 171-1046 (291 amino acids)
Biological process (GO): regulation of transcription by RNA polymerase II
Molecular function (GO): DNA-binding transcription factor activity, RNA polymerase II-specific; RNA polymerase II cis-regulatory region sequence-specific DNA binding
Source: RefSeq, a predicted model, not a curated record
CUUGUGGAGAGUUCAGUGUUGUGCGCUCUCUCCUCCUGUGUGCGUAAAGCUGGCUCCUCAUCCUCCUGCUCCUCACCCAGCACCUCCUUUCUCCUGCUCAUCCAACACCUCCUUCUCUCCUGCUCCUCAUCCUCCUGCACCUCCUGCUGCUGCUGCGUCCGCGGAGUGAGAUGGACGUCAUCCCGAUGUGCAGCAUCUUCCAGGAGCUCCAAAUCGUGCACGACACCGGAUACUUUUCGGCGUUGCCUUCCCUGGAGGAGUACUGGCAGCAGACCUGCCUGGAGCUGGAGCGGUACCUGCAGAGCGAGCCCUACGUCUCGGCCACCGAGCUGAAGUUCGACAGCCAGGAGGAGCUGUGGAGCAAGCUGAUGCUCGCCUGCGGAGACAAGUCCAAGGACCCGGACCCCCAGAUCUCCUCCAUCAAGGAGGAGGAGGACCCUCAGGACCACCAGCACGCGGACGCCGGCGGCUUCCACUCGGACGCCAGCAGCGAGGCGUCGGACAGCUCCGAGGAGCUCUCCCCGGCUCUCCACUUCUCCUCGGGCUCCUUCACGGACAUUCUGGGCGACGGCGGCGGCGAGGACUUGAGCUCGGCCGCCAUCAGCACGCCGCCGUCCUCACCUGAGCUGGGCAAGGACGGCUCUGCGGCCCAGGUGUGGAGCAGCGGGACGCCGACGGCGCUGCACUCGCCGGGGAAAAUAAGGACAGGGGGGGGCACGGAGAGGGCCGCCGCGGACAGGUCGGGGGGCGUCACCAGCGGGGAGGCGUCGCCCGACGGGAGGAGGCGGGUCCACAGGUGCAACUUCAACGGCUGCAGGAAGGUGUACACCAAGAGCUCGCACCUCAAGGCACACCAGCGCACACACACAGGUGAGAAGCCCUACAGGUGUUCAUGGGAGGGCUGCGAGUGGCGCUUUGCACGGAGCGACGAGCUCACCAGACACUUCAGGAAGCACACCGGAGCCAAGCCGUUCAAAUGCAGCCACUGCGACAGGUGUUUCUCCCGCUCCGACCACCUGGCGCUGCACAUGAAGAGGCACAUCUAAGAUGGCCGCCGUGUGGACGGCUCUGAGGGAGGAUUCUGGUUGGUUGUCCCGACCUGUUGGAGGGACCAGCGAGGCCGCGGUGUCCUGGGAGCGCCAGCAGGGAGCGCCGCCGCGUUCCAGGCGGGGGGGAAAAAACAUAAAGCAACGCAGGCUAUUAUUUGCACCGUACUCAGUGCCUCCGACCCCCCCGCCCGCUGUGGAGAUCGCUCCUGAGAGGCUUCCUGCAGAGGAGGAAAUUCAAAAACAAACCGGGAACUAUCUGGGCUGGAGCCGAUGGGAGGAGCCUCUUCUGUACGGUGUACGACGCUUUUUUCCUGGAGGAUUAUGGGACUCCUGUGGGGGGGGUGGGGGGGGUCGCCGUGCCUCCGAUGACAGUGUGUGUGUUGCCUGAGCGCAUGGGGGACUGAGUGCCUGCGACUGGCUUUACUGGAGCAGAUGGAGCUUUGCAUCGUGGAAACGCGAAUGAAUGAGUGAAUGACCUGCAGGGGGCGAUGUUGUGCUGUUUUUUUUUCUGCGGGGUCGGGGGGGGAUAUCUUGUUGUCUCUCUGAAUGCAAGCGAAAAAAAAUUACGGUUCUGUCGGUGUCCUUUGAGUCUCUGGGCUGUGGAGGCGGGUUGAGAGAGGGCGCCCCCUGUGCGCCCGGAGGUGGAACUACAGCUCCCUAUUCAAAAGUGGGAGGUUGUUUUGUUUUAGUGCAGCUAUUAAAUGUGCAAUGUAUUAAGUCGCCUGUCUCAAACCAUACACGCUAUGAAGCUCAUUUUGUCGUCCAUUGUGUGAGCUCUGUAUCUUUAAAAAAAAAAAAAAUACACAAAAAAACUCUACGGUUGUGCACAAACAGUUAUAACAACAUUAUAACAGACGUUGCAUGGGAUCGGAAUUCCAUUCGAGAGCAGCUACCUUCAUAUUAUGCUAUCGUAGUAUUGUACAAAACACAUAAGGCAGUCGUUUUUUAUUUUUUAAUUUUAUUGAUAAGUUGGGGAUACCACUAUUGCUAUGGCAACUGUCUUGACCACCGGGGGGGGGGGGUUUCGCUCCUUUUCUCUUCACUUUAGCGCUUCUCUCUUUUUCUUUUCUAUCUGUAAAUGCACUGUUGACCUUACUGAUGCCUUAUGUAAGUGGCCUUGUCCUGUUAAAUAGAUCACUCUCUCUCUCUCUCUCUCUCUCACACACACACACAGACACACACACAGCAACAAGGGACUGCUAAUGCAGGGGGUAAUUGUGGUAGUUAUUGAAUAGCUUUAUAACGGCUCUGAUCCACAAAGUUGCCCCCUUGUCUCCAGACAGACUCGUCUAAACUUCCCGGAUAAUAAAACAAAAAAACUAUACAUCAGCUUCACGGUGACAUCUUUACGUUUCUGUGUCGAUCACACGCCAGAGCUGCAGGGUCGUGAUGGUUUACUACCAUGUAGUAUACACGCACUGUAACUCGCUGACAAAGGUACGAAGGAGUCUUGGAAAGAUGUUCUCACUCGGCCAGCAAGGAUGUGACAAAUGGAGAUUUACUCUGAGGAAACCAACACACUGGGGCCACUUGUAUCCUCGUGGUUCAAAGCAAACGUCCUUCAGAGCCAUGACGACAUUCUCAAUCAUGAGUUUAGAUGUUGUGUGUUUUGCCCUCAGGCGGAGUCUUUGUGUCUUUACUCAGUCGUGGUUUAAACAACCCGUGAUCUGACUGAACGGUACCGAAACCAGUCCAACCAGUUCAGCCAAGCUGCUUUUGCAAGAUCUCGGGGGGGUUUCUGUGUUUCUGUGCAGGCGACCUGAGACCAGACUUUAGCAGCAGAUGCAUGUCUGAACCAACUUCACUGUUUUUUGCAUGUUUUAACUUGAGUUUCACGACUUCAACACGCUGGGUUGAUAGAAUUCUCCGAUCUCUCUGGUUUAUUGGAAUCUCUUCCGCUCACAUUUGGACAAAACUUAUGAAACGUUUUACCCCAUUUCUAAAAAAAAUCAGUUUGGAGCCACAGUGUCAGUGUUUUUGUCAAUAAAUAAAAGGUGUGUACUGUAAGGGUACGGCUGAUCUACGUGUUCACACAACUCGACGUCUGUCACUCAGUAGUCACAUCACAGGUAGCCUUGUCCCAACUCUGCAGCUGUACAGGUGAACCUUAAAGAACAAGAGAAAUCCAUGUUUCUUUUUACACUGAGAAAUGUCAAAAAUGCAAAGAUUAUGUACAAUGUAAACUAAGAGAAUUUUGUAUGGAAGCUUCUAUUUUGAAAGGGUAUGGGACCAAAAACAAACAAAGAAAAGGUGUGUUGUUUCUAAACGUGAACCAAUAAAGAAAAGAGGCAGAAGAAUUACUGUAAAAUAGAACUCGCUCCAUUCUCCUUCAUUCGCUUCAUCUUUGGUUUGGAUUCGACUUAUCAAGAGAAAAUGUGCUUUUAUUUUGAAAAGACAUCAAUACACCGGUGGCCUGUCGUCAUUCAAGGAAAAAAAAUAAUAUCAGACGUGAAUUGUUCUGGACACUUGAAUUGUUCUAAUUUUGCAUUCUGGUGCCUGCUGAGAAUUACCUUUUAUCCUUUUGUUAAAAAAAUCUGCCAUGUGAUUUUGUUUCUGAACUUUUCAAAGACGCAGAAUCUUUAUUGGACGAACAUGGAGAUAAAAUGUGAGGCUCUAUUUUUGUUUGUUUUAUGUUAUAACAAGAUUUUUUCAUUUUGAAAUUGUUUUGUAAAAUAGUUUCUGUAUGAAUGUAUUUU